Corticium candelabrum is the source of this 1084-nucleotide messenger RNA. RefSeq lists its product as uncharacterized. The transcript has 4 exons. Lineage: Eukaryota; Metazoa; Porifera; Homoscleromorpha; Homosclerophorida; Plakinidae. The coding region runs from base 26 to 1084 and encodes 352 amino acids. The record is from RefSeq and is a predicted model, not a curated record.
GUCUUGGCGCAAGAGUUACUGAACCAUGGCAAGCGUUGUCGUGUUUCGAAUGAAACCGAAAAAGCGACUGGAACAUGUCGUAUCUUGCUUGAAAAGGCGAACGCGAGCGGAAUCUUUUCAGGAAUAUAAGGUAUCUGAUAUUGAGGAGUCAUCAGCUGGAAGUUUUACUGACAGUCCAGGAAAACGUUUGAAACUCGAACUCGUUCGUGCAAAUGUACACUCUCUACAACUACAAGGUAAGGUUGGUGAUGCCAGCAUCGAGAUAUCAUGUGACGACUCUACUCUGGCUGAAGAUAAGGAAGUACAACAUGAUCAAGAAAUUGUUUUGUCAAACAAGGAUUUGAGUGAACACAAAGGCCAAUCUGUAGUUUUGAAGAAUGAUCAGAAUGCCUUUGAUGAAAGCAUAGAAAAUUCUUUUUUUCCUUUUUCUGAAGGCAAUGUUGUUGUUAUGUCAGAACAAGACGAUGCCCUUACAACACCUGCAUCAUUUGUUUGCAACCACAACUCCCUUACAUUUGAUAGGAAGAAAUUGCCUUUCCCUACUGAUUAUGAGGAGUAUGUUGUGAGUAGUGGAGAGGAUGAGACAGAACCAGAGCUCUCAAAAAAUAUAACUGACGAUGAUGCUGAAUUUGCGCGCAAACGUCUUGAUUGUUUGACAAAAGAAGUGGAAUGCAAGUCAGAUCUACAAGAAUUUACUGCAAAAUUGCCUAGUGAUUUCAAGCCACUAGUAUUAAAGAUUAGUAAAGUAGAAUGGCCUGAUUUGGAACUCAAAGUACCCAAGAAGCGUUUAGAUCAACCGUCAUGUAAUGGUAGCAACAGUGAGACAGUAAAGAUAUCAGAAGACCUGCCUUGUAUGGGAGAUUCUGAUGCUAAUGCUGAGGAACAAUCGCCGGAAGGCUCACAAGACAUUUUGUCGAGUCAUCAGGCUAUCAAAACUAAGAAGAAACACAAAAAACGUCGACCCUUGAAGCAGAGACAAAUGAGUUUACCUUUGAGUAACAAUCUGGAAGAGGUUCAAGCCUUUGUUGACGAAGUUGCAGCAACUGACGGUGGAAUCAAUGAUUGUCAAGAUACAGAUCUUUAG